AUGAGCUCGUCCUCGGCGUGGAAAUUCGCGCACCAGAUCUUCAACAGACAAAACCUCAAGUAUGUGUUCACGACACAUUUCUGGGGCCCCGUGUCGAACUUCGGGCUUCCCAUCGCGGCUGUCAUGGAUAUCAGAAACAAGUCUCCAGAGGUGAUCAGCGGACCAAUGACCGGUUCGCUGAUUGUUUACUCUUUGGUGUUUAUGCGCUACGCGCUCGCCGUCAGACCAGCCAAUUACUUGCUUUUUGUGUGCCAUUUGCUCAACGAGGGAGCCCAAAUCGGCCAGGGAGUCAGGUAUAUCAAGUAUCACUAUGGCGACAAGGUGCAGAAAUAG
Ogataea angusta is the source of this 333-nucleotide messenger RNA. RefSeq lists its product as uncharacterized. Bases 1 to 333 code for a protein of 110 amino acids. NCBI's taxonomy places the organism in Eukaryota, Fungi, Ascomycota, Pichiomycetes, Pichiales, Pichiaceae. Gene Ontology annotation, cellular component: mitochondrial inner membrane. The transcript has a single exon. The record is from RefSeq and is a predicted model, not a curated record. Gene Ontology annotation, biological process: pyruvate import into mitochondria.